Pyrus x bretschneideri (Chinese white pear) is the source of this 1038-nucleotide messenger RNA. RefSeq names its product probable aquaporin PIP1-2. Bases 301 to 846 code for a protein of 181 amino acids. The transcript has 6 exons. Gene Ontology annotation, cellular component: vacuole; plasmodesma; plasma membrane. Gene Ontology annotation, molecular function: water channel activity. NCBI's taxonomy places the organism in Eukaryota, Viridiplantae, Streptophyta, Magnoliopsida, Rosales, Rosaceae. Gene Ontology annotation, biological process: transmembrane transport; response to water deprivation. The record is from RefSeq and is a predicted model, not a curated record.
AGAUCACCAACCCUUCAACCGAUUCCGGGGUCUCGCUUGCGCUUGGGGUUUUGGAGGGUUGCUGCCUGCUUCAUCCAGACAGCGCGGUUUUGGCUCAUCAGCACAAGGCCAUUCAGUUUUCUGUAAUUGGGUUUUUGUAGGUUUUGAUGAAUAUAUUACCGAAUCGCGGGGUGAUUGAGCAAGGAGCUUGUUUGGAUGCUUUGAUUGCUAUUAUGUUGGAUUCCUCAGCUAAUCAAAUGGAUUUUGAGGCUUUUCAUGGUAUUGAGGAAGUUGCAGAGCUCGUAAGGGACAAGCAAGUUGAUGAGAAUCUCUGGUGGUCACAUAAACCCAGCUGUGACAUUUGGUCUCUUCCUAGCAAGGAAGCUCUCCCUGACCAAAUCCGUGUUCUACAUCAUCAUGCAAAGCCUUGGCGCAAUGGCUGGUGCCGGGGUGGUGAAGGGGUUCCAAAAGAAGCAGUAUGAGUUGCUCGGCGGUAGAGCUAAUGUGGUGAACCAUGGCUAUACCAAGGGUGACGGCCUUGGCUUUGAGAUUGUUGGGACUUUUGUUCUUGUGUACACAGUUUUCUCUGCCACUGAUGCCAAGAGAAAUGCCAGAGACUCUCAUGUCCCUAUCUUGGCUCCACUCCCCAUUGGGUUUGCUGUAUUUUUGGUGCAUUUGGCAACCAUCCCCAUCACCGGAACUGGCAUCAACCCUGCUAGGAGUCUCGGGGCUGCCAUCAUCUACAACAAGGGCCACGCAUGGGAUGAUCAUUGGAUCUUCUGGGUCGGACCAUUCAUCGGAGCUGCACUUGCUGCACUCUACCAUCAGAUAGUCAUCAGAGCCAUCCCAUUCAAGACCAGGGAUUGACAUAGUAAUCCCUUUCGGGUCUUCCCGUCGGGGCCUUGUUCUGUCUAAAUGCUGCGAUUGUGUUUAUUUCGUUCGUUGUGUUUUAAUGUCGAGAGUGGAGUAUUUGAGGUGCUAAUGUGCAUAUAUGUUAUUUAUCCUGUUACAUUAGUGGAAAACUUUAUUUAAUUUAUUUAUACUUUGUUAUUAUGUUAA